AUGUUGCUGCUCUUCCGACGUGGAGUUUCUGGAGGGGAUUUCCAGCAAAGAGCCUUGAUAAAGCGAAUAGCUAUCAGCUCGCUACUUGGAUGUCGCUUACUUCAACAUUUACAUAUAAAAGUUGGAGACAAAGCUGAGCUUGCCAAAGCUUUUACACAGAAUGAUGUUAUUACUUUUUCUGAUUUAACAGGUGACACAAAUCCUUUACAUUUAAAUGAAGAUUUUGCAAAGAAGUCUAGGUUUGGGAGAACUGUUGUACAUGGAAUUUUGAUUAAUGGACUCAUUUCUGCAGUUCUAGGUACUAAAAUGCCUGGCCAUGGUUGUAUAUUUCUUUCUCAGGAAAUCCGAUUUUCAGCUCCUUUAUAUGUUGGAGAAGAAGUUGUAGCUGCAGCAGAAGUUAAACAACUGCAGAAGUCUGUUGCACACAUUGCUGUAUCGUGUACAGUCAGAGAAAGUGGAAAGACUGUUGUGGAAGGGAUGGUGAAAGUCUUGGUAGCAGAAAGUUAGAGCUUUUCAUACUACGCUACUUUAUAGUAAAGGACAAAAAUGUAUGCUUGGUUUUGACUGUUUUUUUACGUGACAUUACUUAAUCCAGUUAGUUUGCAACAAAACUUUCAAAGUGUUGCAAAGACAAUGUACAAACUGAAUGUACAAACUGAUAGCAACUGCGUUAAGAAACUCCCAAAUUUUAUUAAAGUCUGACAAAACUGACAACGUUCAGACAAGCCUUUGCUCUGCUACAGUGGAAAGUCUGCAGUGAUGGGCUCAUAUUGCGGUUAUUCUUUUGGACAGAAACUCUUUUGGGGGAAAAUCCAGACUAGUUAAGGUCAAACUAUUUCGUGGUUUACAGAAGAGUUAUAUUGCUAAUAAAAAUCUGCGUAAGGGGACAGUGUUCUAUCUUUAACAAGCAGAACAAACAGAGGAAAAAGGGUAUUGACACACAUACUGCAGGCUUCCUUCAUGUAAUAUACAUCCCAAUUCUGGCUGAUAAUGCUGCAGUGUGUUAUUUUGCGGCACUCUAGCUAAUAGCCUUUGUUAGCUCUGUAAAUAAGCAGUAGUCAUCCUUAACAUAAACAAUAUACUCUUCCUGAUGUAUCUUGAGAUGUGGCACUUAAAAUACUUUCAAAUUCUUCAGUUGUCUUACAAAACCUGAUUAUAAACAAACCAAGAAAAUCACAAUAAAUGCAAAUUACCAUGGAAAUUUGCCUCCCAGAAGUGUAGCUGAGUGAAGGAAGGUCUAUAAAAAAGCCAUGUUGUCACUGCUUCUACCAUAGUGAGUGUUUAUCUCCUGUGUGCAAGGCAAGUAGGUGCAAAAUUAGUUGAGUACUAACCUUCUGGCUUCUCUCUGCUUAUUUACCUGUAUGAACAUGUAUUCAUUCCCCUUUGCCCAUUAAAAGUACCUUGGCUGCUGGUACA
This is a messenger RNA of Rhea pennata, 1416 nucleotides long. RefSeq names its product hydroxyacyl-thioester dehydratase type 2 (gene HTD2). Gene Ontology annotation, cellular component: mitochondrion. The coding region runs from base 1 to 507 and encodes 168 amino acids. The transcript has a single exon. The record is from RefSeq and is a predicted model, not a curated record. Gene Ontology annotation, molecular function: (3R)-hydroxyacyl-[acyl-carrier-protein] dehydratase activity. Gene Ontology annotation, biological process: fatty acid biosynthetic process. NCBI's taxonomy places the organism in Eukaryota, Metazoa, Chordata, Aves, Rheiformes, Rheidae.